AUGCGUAGUACACCCUCGGGUACUCCGCCGGACGGUCCAAGCGGUCCAGGUUCAAAGGAACCUAUAGUGCAGGUCGAUGUUGCCGAUUUAUGGUUUACCAAUGCUUGCAGCUUAGGAGGGAAAUGGGGCGAACUAAUGGCAAGAACCCACAUAAGCACCAUUAUCGGUAUCCCCGAGACGUGGUUGACGGAGGGCCAGGCGGUCACUGCUCCCCACAAUCAUAUCCGGUAUAGGCAGGACAGAAUAGAUGGCAGUCUCGGUGGUGGGGUACUACUAAUGUCCAAGGGAACCACACGUGAAAGUGUUGGAACCUUUGAGAUGGCUAACGGUAACAUAGCCAGUACAGAUAACGACCGGGCUGAGACGCUGAUGGACUACUUCAAAAGUGUCUAUCGUUCAUCUCAGGGUGAUGGAGCCCGGAACCCUCUGUCCAAGGGAACCACACGUGAAAGUGUUGGAACCUUUGAGAUGGCUAACGGUAACAUAGCUAGUACAGACAAGGACCGGGCUGAGGCGCUGAUGGACUACUUCAAAAGUGUCUAUCGUUCAUCUCAGGGUGAUGGAGCCCGGAACCCUCUGGUGGAUACCAUUGGAAGCGAACUGCAGAUGUUAAUCGUGAAUGAGGAGGAGGUACGAACCGAGCUCAGAAGCCUGUACAAGUAUAAGGUGGCGGACCCGGAUGAGAUCCACCCAGCUUAUGUUCAGCCACAAGCUGAGAUCAUACUAGGACCUGUCACUGACUUAUUCAAGGCCUCACUGACAUUCGGGGUAGUGCCAGAGGACUGGCGGAGGGCAACCGUGGUAGCAAUGUACAAGACGGGGCCUAGAUAG
Messenger RNA from Echinostoma caproni, 831 nucleotides. The record is from the annotation of a GenBank genome assembly. Lineage: Eukaryota; Metazoa; Platyhelminthes; Trematoda; Plagiorchiida; Echinostomatidae.